This is a messenger RNA of Scleropages formosus (Asian bonytongue), 4316 nucleotides long. RefSeq lists its product as uncharacterized. The transcript has 7 exons. The record is from RefSeq and is a predicted model, not a curated record. Lineage: Eukaryota; Metazoa; Chordata; Actinopteri; Osteoglossiformes; Osteoglossidae. Bases 323 to 1690 code for a protein of 455 amino acids. Gene Ontology annotation, biological process: intracellular signal transduction; B cell receptor signaling pathway; T cell receptor signaling pathway. Gene Ontology annotation, cellular component: membrane raft; plasma membrane.
CGAAUCUCACUCACUGCUUCUCGCCGAGCAUCAGCAGACAGACAGCUCUGCCUUCUCCGAGCUCCACGCAGCGGGGAAGCGAUCGGGCUGCUGCGGUAACCAUGAAGUGUCUUUAAGGUGUGUAUUUCGGUCCCGACACGCGUGAAACGUCGCGGGUGCAGAACUUGGGAGAGUCGAAAACGUGAUGAAGAAGAUGAUGUGGGAGCGCAGGGAGUGAAGGCGAUGCUGCGGGACAUCAUCGCUCCUCGGGAACCGUGAGGAGCCUCGGCCUUGUGGAGCUGCCUGUUUGUGUGAGUGGGACCGCUGCCCGCUCCCCCAGCGCAUGGCCUUCAUGCCCACUUUCCCAGAGUACUCCUUGAGCAAGGUGCUGCUCUUGGGAGCCAUCGCUGCCGCCUCUGCCUUCGUGGUGACCAUCCUCAUUGUGCUGCUGUGCGUGGGCUGCCACAGGAAAGGACGGACAAAAAAUGUGCAGUCGGACGGGGAGAGACACAGCCUUAUGGACAUGGGUGCGCUACGCCAGUCCAAACUGCGCUCCAUCAGCAAGUCCGACACCGGGCUGCACGAGAUGAGCCGCCUGGCCUGUCAUAGCAAUGGCACAGCUAAGCACCGACCAGCCAGCAUGGACCUGCUCUACCUUCCCAGCCAGCGCUCCAACUCAGACGUGCGCAGCGCACAGACCCGCCUGCUUCCCAGGGCCCCCGCACCCCCCGCGGACGACCCCGAGCACACGUACUCCGAGGUGGGCCGGCGAUCCUCCCCGCCCCGCGGCCUUGACGACGGCCUCUACGAGGUGGUGGGUGGCCGUGCGAAGACCAACGGGAAGGGGGAAGCCUGCAGUGGCAGCGGGGGGCCCCCCGUCACGGUCCCCAGCAUGGCGCCCCAAGAUCCCGUGACCGCCGAGUACGCCUGCAUCCGCAAAGUCAGGAAGAUGGACAGGACGACCAGAAAGGAUAACGAUGCGGCGGAGACACAGCAGCAGCGCUUCUCCAGCAGAGACCCCCAGCCCGGCCCCAUGCAGCCCCACCCACGUAGCCACGAGGUGCCUCGCAAAAGCAUGGAGCCCUUCCACAUGCACUCCUUCCCAAAGGAGUCUAUCUUCAUGGGGAAUGGAGAACAGUACAUAUGGAAACCACCGGAAGAAGAUGACAUCGUCGUGCCCCAGCCUGGGCUGCCAGGUGCUCUAAGCAAUGUCCAUGGUGAGAAUGGUCAGGAUCGUUCUGCAGAGAUUGCAGAGAUGUACUCCAAAGUGUGUAAGCCUACCAAGAAGUGGGCACAGACGUCUCCCCCCACAUCACAGGAGAGCAACGGGCAAAGAAACCCACCUCGCUCCUCAGGCAGUGAGGAGAGUGAUUCGGGGACAGUAGCAAGCCAGACCUGGUCGGCGGAGGAGCAACAGGAUGGUAAGAGCACAGCAAAUCCUAUGGCUGAUCCAUGCUACGAGUUCAUCGGGGGAAGCACGGAGGAGGCAGAUCCUGCUUACGAAACCAUCGACACCAACUGGAAGCGUGACAGGCCUCCCAAUGCCACACUGAAGCUGAAAGAGAAGAAGCAACAAGUAUCAACCAGAGUGCUUCCUGGAGAAAACUUCUAUGAGAGCAUCAAUGAUGCAAAGCAUGGAUUGGCCAACUCCAGCACAACCACCAUCUUCACCUUUAACGACGGCAUGGAAAUGUACGUCACCGGGCUGUAGUGCUUCUCCUUCUUCUCCAGGACCUGCAGUUCUUCAUGUUCCCAACUUCACUUGGUCGUUAUUAAUGUCUGCUUCUAUAACCUGGGGUGCCCUCUUCAAGUAACUGUCAAUGGCAGUUAACUGCCCACAUAUCAAGUGACAGCUGUCAUCUGCAGCUAAUUUCACAAUCUGUUAUCAUAACAGAUUUUGUUGUUGCACUAGCUGAAAUUUCUACCAGAGGGUAUUACAUUAUAGAAGUUACUACAAAGAUGACUGCAGAACUCAUUAUCCAGAAAGACCAAGUCAAAAUUGCUUGCUGAGGCAAUGCAAUAAGGGACAAUAUACAUUUCUCUCUAUACUUAUGCUUACAUAGUUAAUGUUCAUGCUAAUGCUCACAUUCAAGUCAUAUCUAUCUUGCUUCAAAUGUUUUCUCAGUGUCUAACAUAUCAACCAGGCUUUCUUUGCAUUAACAGCAUACUAUUGUGGAUUUUCAGAGGUUAUACAGUACGUACACUGGGGCAUUGUGACAGCUAUGUGUUUGGUUGGGUCGCUGCAGUGGUGUUCUGCAGUAUUGUAGUGCUCUCCACUAUCACCUAAAUGGGGUAGUCUGAGAUUUAAACCUAAGUGCAUACUCACAUUUCACAAAACAAAUCAAACCCUAAAAGUGAGGCCUCCAAGUGUUGCCUAUAGUUUCUGUUUGUUUGCUAUUGGUGAUUAAAAAGAUAUAAAGUCUUAAGCUGAUAUUGGACAUACAUAUAUUUUGCAUGGAAACUUGUGCCCAGUCCUGGGAAUUUUGACAGCGGGGGGUUAAUUUUUCAGUGUGAAAAAGGUUUCCAUUUGGAAGAAAGCCUUUUCAUGCCUUUCUCUUAUUUAGAAUUGUUAGGAUUAACACCAGAUUUCUCAGUGGUUGUAGUUUAUGUGUCAUUUCUUUUGUGAGUAGUUAGCAGCCAAUUCAUGAGUAUGGAUAGGCCUCAAGGCUACAGUUACACUGUGCAAAAAGUCAUAAGGGUUUUUAAUCCCACACAGCUUAUUGGCAUAAUUAUAGCAGUGCCGUGACUCUUUUCCAGCGCUCUAAGUCACAGUCUCUGGGUUCUACUGUCAGUGGCUAAAGGAAUCCAAAGAAAACAGAGUAAUGAGCACAAAACUGCUAGCCAGAGUUUUUGGAAUCUUGCCUCUUAUUCUAGUGCUCGGUACUCAUUCUAUUAUAAACAAACAUUUUCCCAUGUUGCCUGAGAAAUGCGAUUUAUAACUAAAGUAUUACAGGCAGCAUAAUUCUUGACACAGAAGAUGAAUAAAUGAGCUCAGGGAAAGAAAUGUAAUGCUGUAUUAGAUAGAAUAAAUACUUAUUGGUUUUAACAGCUCUCCUUAAUGAAAAGGUACAGGGAAAAAGUCAGGACAACCACAGUGAACUAUUAAAACUGACCCUAUGUCACUUUAUUUUAAGUUAGAGAUGUAGUCUAUAUUUUCUUACAAGCAGUGUUUUUUUUUAUAUUGCAAAGUGAGUGAAGCACAUUAUACAUGACUUUCAGGCAAAAUCACUGCCAUAUGUAUAUGUUCUGUUUUAUUUAUGCUGUUGAUGCAGAUUGCCUGCUUGAACAUGCAUGCAAAUAGAAAUAUGUAUAGUGAUACCUGAGAAUAAUUUUUUUGCUGUUAUUGCUUUGUUCAUUAUUUAAGGGAGAAAAAAGUUUUUAUCAGAACACAAUGACAUUUUAUUUCAGAUUAAGCUUUUUCCGCAGUGCAGAGUAAAGUAGUUCAUAGGUAGCACACACCCAUGAAAAAGCAAGAGGAUAUAAGCCAGCAGUGGAUGAAAAGUCUGUGUUUACUCUAUGAGCGGAGCAUAAGGCUGGAGGAAAAAGCAGGCCAAAUCAAGGAGGGCAAGUAAGCCAGCUGCCCCCCCAUAAUUAAACAGCGUCCUUGAAACAUGCUGCUGAGGGAGGUGAUCGACUCCCCGUGGCCUGUCCUGUUCUUCUCAUCCUCAGACCCAUCCAGUAAAGAACAGGCAUGUUUUGUGCACCAGUUCAAUCUUUGAUCUAAACCCCCUGGGGAAAUAAAGUUUUGACCAGCCCCCUUACGUUACAUCAGCUGCAGUAACAGUGGGUGUAAUGUCUGAAAUCACAGAUGAAAGAGCUGGCAAAGACUGGAUUUCAACCAUACCGGGACAGUUAAGGAAUACUUCAUAGUUUUGUGUCAUUUUCAGCCACUUUUUGAGACAACUUUGAGACCAACAACAAUACAUCGGGAAUGCAUCACACGGUAACAGCUAUCUAUAUACAGUAUAUCAAAGAAAGAGCACCAAAAUAUUUAAUACUCCUCACUGUUCUCAGUGCCUGUAGACACUGGCAGAAUAUAUGUAUAUUUCUUGAACAUUAUGGUUUACCACAAAUUUGCUUAUUUUGUGUGGUAUGUUGAAACAAUUAAAGACGAGAAAAAUGUCAUAGAUACUGUUUAACAAUCAAAGAUCUUUCUUUGGUUGUGUUUCAUGUGUACAUCUUGUUAUAAUUCAUGAACAUGUGUAAGAGCACUUAACUUCUCUGUCAUUACAAAUAUAUCCUGGUAACCUAAACAGACGAUGUCCAACUGAAUUUAGUGCGGCAGCUACUGUAUAUUGUAUGUUUGCUGAAAGAAUACAGGGUUUACUUUUAAAAUA